AGAAGACGACGACCUUUGGCUAAAUGCUUCCUGUUAGGGCACAUGACUGCACCAUGAACAGAGUGCUGCCAUACACCUAUCAGAAAAUCAUUGGUUGACUGUUUUCACAAUGGCGAACGUGGUUUUUAUGAAGCGUUAUGCUCCACAAUGUUUGGUAUCAUGUGCGCGGUUCGUCCAGGCGUCUCUGUUCCACACUCGGAUCACUCGGUUCAACUCCAACAGGACAUCGGUGGCGCGCUGUUAUCGGCAGAGAUACGAGAGGCUGUAUCCUGUGCUGCUGGUCCGGCCAGAUGGGUCCACCGUCAACAUCAAAUACAAAGAACCCAGACACAUUCUUACGCUGCCAGUCAAUCUGUCUGCUCUGUCUGAAGAGGACCGUCAAGCUCGACAGAAAAAGAAACAAGUAAAGAAGACUGAAAAACAGACAGCAGUUCACUAUGAAGAUGACUUCAAAGCUGAGAAAUACAGCCACUUCUGGAGGAAGAAAUAACCAAUUUAUAUGUGAAUGUCACGUGUGACUGAGGCAACCUUUUUAAAUUAGACUCUUGAAAAUAUAAGUUUCCAUUUGUUCAUAUACAGUGUGUUUAAAUGAGAUCAUUUUCAUUCCAAAAAUGAUUCUUCCAAAAGAGGCAAACUUGAGAUGUUGAAACCCAGACUUAAAACAUUCUUAUGGCAGAAUGUCUGAAUGAACACCAUGUUUCCAAGAGGAAAUUCUGAUGCUGGGUUUUUCUUGGAGUCUAGGGGUUACACUAUAAGAUGUGUAAAUAACACGCUAAAGCAGGAAACCUUAACAAUAUUAUGUUGAUAAAACUUUUUUUUAAAGCUG
Monopterus albus (swamp eel) is the source of this 826-nucleotide messenger RNA. RefSeq names its product mitochondrial ribosomal protein L55 (gene mrpl55). Gene Ontology annotation, cellular component: mitochondrial large ribosomal subunit. Gene Ontology annotation, biological process: translation. NCBI's taxonomy places the organism in Eukaryota, Metazoa, Chordata, Actinopteri, Synbranchiformes, Synbranchidae. The coding region runs from base 110 to 490 and encodes 126 amino acids. The transcript is spliced from 3 exons. The record is from RefSeq and is a predicted model, not a curated record. Gene Ontology annotation, molecular function: structural constituent of ribosome.